This is a messenger RNA of Hibiscus syriacus, 1676 nucleotides long. RefSeq lists its product as uncharacterized. NCBI's taxonomy places the organism in Eukaryota, Viridiplantae, Streptophyta, Magnoliopsida, Malvales, Malvaceae. The record is from RefSeq and is a predicted model, not a curated record. The transcript has 4 exons. Gene Ontology annotation, biological process: regulation of DNA-templated transcription. The coding region runs from base 238 to 1440 and encodes 400 amino acids. Gene Ontology annotation, molecular function: transcription coregulator activity.
UUCUCCCUCCCCCCCCCCCCUUUGCUGCUUAAUGUUUUUUCGUUUGCUACAGUGCUGUAUUUUGUAUAUGGGGGUCGGUGUAUGCAAAAGGAAAACCAAAAAGCAUAAGCUUUGAAUAGAGCUACACAACAAGUUUCUAUAGAGCCUGGUGGCCUUGACAGAGGCAAAGCCUUUGAAGAAGCAAAGGGCUUUUUCUUUUCCCUAUUCUUUCUUCUUCAGUAAAAGGAAUCAUUGAAGAUGCCUAGACCUGGUCCAAGACCUUAUGUCUGCGAGAGAAGAGCUUGGCACAGUGAUAAACACCAACCCAUGAGAGGUUCUCUCAUUCAAGAAAUUUUCAGAGUUGUAAAUGAGAUUCAUAGCUCAGCAACAAAGAAGAACAAGGAGUGGCAAGAGAAGCUCCCUGUUGUUGUCUUAAAAGCAGAAGAAAUUUUGUAUUCUAAAGCCAAUUCCGAGGCUGAGUACAUGGACAUUAAAACCCUCUGGGAUCGAACCAAUGAUGCCAUUAACACGAUCAUUAGACGUGAUGAGAGUACCGAAACUGGAGAGUUUCUUCAACCUUGUAUUGAAGCUGCUCUUAAUUUGGGCUGCACUGCAAGAAGAACUUUGAGGAGCCAACGAAAUUGCAGUCCGAGGUGUUACCUUAACCCGGGCGUUCAAGAAGCAGAGAACACUACUCAAGGAAAUCUCUUGACUAAUUCACACUGCAUGGCUAGUUAUUCCAGCUUCAUGAGACAUUCAACCAUGAAUGUGGCACAUAUAGGCACUGGAGUUCAGAAACAUGUUGCUCAGAACGGUGACCGAACCACUGACAAGUUUUCUUUUCCAUCUAAGAACGGUCCUCUUCCUAGUAAUGAGGAGAAGCGUGCUACAAGUAUGUUUUCGGUUUAUCCUCUUUUCUAUGGGAACCUCGUUAAAGUUGAAGAACUGCAGCAUAGCUAUGGAAUCUCCCCGAAGUCACUCUCUAACACAGUAGAUCCCGCUGAGACGGGUGUAAUUCUUAACAUCUUCUCUCCUGAUGUGGACUCUUCAAAUAAGAUGAACCACACUGGUGUUACAAAUACGUCUACCAAUCAACACGAAAUUUCCUGUGAUCUAUCGUUGCGGUUGGGCCCUCUUUCAUCACCUUGCCUGAGUGCUGGAAACAGUCGGCCCAAGGAAAUCGAAAAAAGUGGUUCCACCUUUCUGGAGUGGAACAAGUUCAAUCAUCUGACACCACCAAUUGAUAAAAGUUUAUCAUCCUUUCCAAGGAGCAACGGAGAUGCCCCCUUGAGCUCAUCCUCAAACGAAUGGAGCGUUGAAGGUGGACACAUGAAUGUAGAUGCAACAACAUUGAGCAAACGAAAGACAGUUUACGGUCCACCAGUCAAUCAGCAAUUUUGUUUGCCGCCAAAGCCUCCUUGCUGCGAUUUAACCGGAAGAAUGAAGCGUGUAGGAUCCUAGACUGUUCCUUAAGACCAUUGGCACUGUCUUGGUGAGUAUGUGCUACUGAAGCUCUUUCCCUUUUUUGCCUUCUUUUCGAGUUAAAGUUGUGAGUUAAAAUGUUGCAAGAAUCGUUUGAGCUGCUAUACUCGAACGAGUUCAGUUCGAUGAGGGAAUCGCCAACAAAACGACCGAAGAGACGCAUGAACCAUAUCGUACUGCUUGUAGAAAUAUAGGUGUAUCAUGUUCACUCUUAA